AUGUUGUUUUCAGAUAAUGGUUCUAACUUUUGUUCUUGUGGUGAUAUGUUGGCUGGAAAAUGGCAUCAUAUAUAUAGAAAAAAUUGUGUUGCUCAUGGGAUUAAUCUGCUUUUGAAAGAUAUUCACAAAAAAGUUAAAUGGGUGAGUGAAGUUAUAGAAGAUGGGAAACUUGGAGUGGAUUAUAUUCACAGGCACACAGGUAUUGUAUCAUUGAUGAGGAAAUUCACCAACAAUAGAGAUAUCAAGCAGCCUUGCAAGACAAGGUUUGGUACUUAUUUUUUUAUGAUGCAGUCUCUUAUUGUUGUUGAGAAUGAGUUGAGGCUUUUUGUUGCAUCAUCUGAGUGGAGAGCCUUUCAAUUCAAUAGAGCUGAAAUGGUAGUGAGAACUGUUGGGAUAAUUCAAUCAGAUACAUUUUGGGAGGGGGCAAAAGAAAUUGUUGCUUUAAUGGAGCCACUUAUUCGUAUUCUUCGCCUUGUUGAUUCAGAUGGUUCUACUGCAGGUUACUUAUAUGAAACAACAGAAAGGGCAAAAGAAAUGUUGAGAAAAUUUGUGGAGAAGGAUGGAGGGAAGUAUUUAGCCAUAAUGGACUUGUUUCAAUUUAGGUUAGAGAAGAACAUUAUUCAUCAUGUUCAUGUCUUUGGUGCACUUUUGAAUCCUUCUAUUAUGUUUGGUAGUCGACUUGAUAUUGAUGGAACUAAAUUUAUGAAUGCACAAGAAUUUAUUAUGGACAUCAUGGUUCCUUUAGAAGAUCGUGAGCAAUUCAUGCAAGAAGUCAUUGAUUAUCGUAUGAAAAGUCCAUUAUUGUUCAAUAUAACAUGGCAGACAAUGAUGAAAACUAACCAUCCAAGGAUUUGGUGGCAAUUUGUUGGUAGUACAUUUCCUGUGCUUCAAAAUAUUGCUUGUAGAAUCUUGAGCCAACCUUAUAGUUCCUCUCCUUGUGAGCGUAAUUGGAGUGCUUGGGAUGCAGCACAAACAAAGAAAAGAAAUAGAUCAGCCCCAGAGAUGCUAGAAGAUUUGGUGUACAUCAGGAUGAACUCUAUGAUGAGGGAGAACUAUGAAAGCCAACUACAUAAAGAUUCAAGGCCUAUUGAUUUAGAUAAUCUUGGUGACUUACCUAUAGUAGACUUUGAGCUUGAAAUGGAGAGGCUUGAGCAGAUGUACGAGGAACCUGAACCAUCUGACACUGGAGCUGAUGGAGGAUCUACUUCAUGUAGUUUAAUGUCUCCUCAUUGA
Messenger RNA from Macadamia integrifolia, 1233 nucleotides. RefSeq lists its product as uncharacterized. NCBI's taxonomy places the organism in Eukaryota, Viridiplantae, Streptophyta, Magnoliopsida, Proteales, Proteaceae. The coding region runs from base 1 to 1233 and encodes 410 amino acids. Gene Ontology annotation, molecular function: protein dimerization activity. The record is from RefSeq and is a predicted model, not a curated record. The transcript is spliced from 2 exons.